Messenger RNA from Ochlerotatus camptorhynchus, 1281 nucleotides. RefSeq names its product alpha-N-acetylgalactosaminidase-like. NCBI's taxonomy places the organism in Eukaryota, Metazoa, Arthropoda, Insecta, Diptera, Culicidae. Gene Ontology annotation, cellular component: cytoplasm. Gene Ontology annotation, biological process: oligosaccharide metabolic process; glycoside catabolic process. Gene Ontology annotation, molecular function: alpha-galactosidase activity. Bases 1 to 1281 code for a protein of 426 amino acids. The transcript has 7 exons. The record is from RefSeq and is a predicted model, not a curated record.
AUGAAGUUCAUAUUAGCGGUGCUAACGGCGUCGCUUGGUGUAACACAUGGUCUCGAAAACGGCUUAGCUCGAACUCCUCCAAUGGGCUGGAUGAGUUGGGAGCGAUUUCGGUGUAUCACGGACUGCAAAAAGUAUCCCAAUGAGUGUAUCAGUGAACAGCUGUUCAAGCGGAUGGCCGAUUUGAUGGUUUCUGAGGGAUACCUGGAAGCUGGAUACGACUACGUGAACAUCGAUGAUUGUUGGUCGGAAAUGCAACGGGAUUCCAGCGGGCGGUUGGUUCCGGACAAAAAACGCUUCCCCAACGGUAUGAAGCAUUUGGCGGAUUACAUUCACUCAAAAGGAUUGAAGUUUGGUCUGUACCAAGACAUUGGAACACAUACUUGCGCUGGCUAUCCGGGCAUGAAGGACUACUUUGAAAUAGAUGCACAGACCUUUGCCGAUUGGGAUGUGGAUUUCAUCAAAAUUGAUGGAUGCUAUGCAGACGAAAGGAACAUGGUCGAUGACUACAUCCUGUUUGGAGAGUUCAUGAAUAAAACCGGACGGCCAAUGCUCUACUCCUGCAGUUGGCCAGCUUAUCAAGAAUACAAUGGAAUCAUUCCGGAUUAUGAGAUCCUGAAAAAGACUUGCAACAUGUGGCGUAACUGGGGCGACAUAGAAGACUCCCACAGUUCAGUAGAAUCCAUCACUCGCUAUUUUUCGGACAACCAACAGCGUAUUCAACCUCAUUGCGGUCCUGGUCAUUGGAAUGAUCCUGAUACUCUUGUCUUGGGAAACUACGGUCUGAGCUACGAGCAAAGCAAAUCACAAUUGGCCGUUUGGACUGUCCUCGCAGCGCCGUUUCUUUUGUCCAAUGAUCUGGCCACCGUUCCUCCCGAGAUCAGAGAACUUCUGCUAAAUAAGGAGAUCAUAGCAGCUAACCAAGACCGUCUUGGUAUCCAAGGCCUAAUGGUAAAAACUUUUAACAAAAUUGAGAUUUGGAAACGUCCUAUACUUCCCAAGGUGAAGAGUGAAUUGACGCAAGUAGUGGCUUUCGUCAGUCGUCGAGCCGAUGGGGCACCGUAUGCUAUCAAUGUGAAACUAGCUGACGAUCUCGGGUUCACGGAUAACAACUACGUAAAAGGAUAUAAGGUUUACGAUUUAUUCGACAAAGAGCGAAAACCAAUUUUUGUACCAUCGAAUGGAUCAUUCGAGACACGAAUCAACCCAACCGGAGCCAAUUUCUAUCGAUUUGAGCCCAAGCUGAACAUCAUCCUACGAGGAAUGACCGAUUGGGAUUACUGA